Molecule: messenger RNA, 1790 nt
Organism: Canariomyces notabilis
Lineage: Eukaryota; Fungi; Ascomycota; Sordariomycetes; Sordariales; Chaetomiaceae
Exons: 1
Coding region: 353-1390 (345 amino acids)
Source: RefSeq, a predicted model, not a curated record
AGGUAUGUAUCAUUGUAUUUAUAGACAUCCAUGCUUCUAGCCUGGACAAUCCUGCCGGUAGCCUUACCAGACAACCUCUCAACAGCUCACCUUAUACCUAACUGGAUGUCAAUCUGGAUUCGUUCGAUGGGCAUUCUGCCUCGAGCCCACCUCUUAUUCAGCAACCCUAAAUCCGCCUAGCCUGCACUGUCUCAGCUAUUAGAAGACGCACCAUGCCGCGUCCGGUCGUGGCUUCACCCACAAGUUACGUGCGCCGUCAACAUCAACACCUCCAUGACCACCACUGGACACCGCCACACAUUCUUUGACACUCCUCCCGUCCGACGUGAUCUUCCCGAAUGCACCACGAGCAAUGGCCGAUCCCGGCACUGAUCGCCCCGCCGCCGCCGCCGGACACUACCACGCCUCUUCCAUCCCGCCGAGCCCGCGGCCCUCGGUAGCCAGCCGCGCCAGCCGGUCCAGCCUGCGCCGCGAACAGGAACGCCAAGAAGCCCUGGCACAAGCUGCAGUUGCUUCCCGCCCGGCGUCCGUGGCAUAUUCCUCAUCACAACCCGUCGCAGCCGCAGCAGCACCCUUCGCAGGAGAACGAGAAGCUCCUGCUCCUUCUCUCUCGCCCCCGCAACAACAGCAACCGCCGCCGUUCUCACCGCUCUUCACUCUGCUCACGUCUACCUCGCACGCCUCAAACCGCCAAACAGUCCACCAUCCGACGGUGCAUUACGUGUUUGCCGACGAUGACCCGGAGCUCCUGACCGCCGCGCUGGCGCACCACCAUCGCGGGGCCUACGACGAUGACGACGCCAACGGCGACGACGAUGAUGACGACAACGACCGGGCCCGUGAUCGCGCCGUCAUCCUGGACAUGGAGCCCACGGCGGACGGGUCCGGGCUGGAAGUGACCUGGGCCAGCAGCCUGUCGCCCGACUGGGCCGUGACCUCUGCGCGCCUGAGCAGCAUGGCUAUAGAAGGAGGAGGUGCUGUAGGCGGCGGCGGCGGCGGCGACGGGGGGGUUGCGGCCGGCGGUGCCCCCAACAGCGGGCUGGUUCUGAAGAUUGAGGGCGUGAGCAUCGAGCCAUCCUCCUCCUCCGGGGGUCCCAUGGCCGCAGCGGCAGCGGCAGCGGCAGGAGGCAGCAACAAGGGCGUGACGCCGCCCGAGGGGACAGAGCUACAGUCUUCUUCUCCAGGCAUCGCGGGUCGACAGCAACAAGCAACACCAGCCGUCCAAGAGUACACCGAUCUGCUGCACGAGUUUGACAAGCGGAUGGGGGUUCUGCGGAGGGUGGUCGAGGCUGGUGCGGCAAGACAGCGAGCUGCUGCUGCUGCCGCCGCCGCUGCUACCGGGGACGGGCUCAACCAGGUCUCGGAGGCCACUACCGUGAGGAAAGGAUGAGCGGCAAGCCGGUUUUCAUUCAGCCGAGGCCGCCGAUGAUGAUUCACAAGCAAUGAGACCGACGUCCAGCCGGUACACUCUCCUUAGAGCUCAGAGAAGGCAGCUUCAAAUCCACGCUGGCCCUAUGUUAAGGGAGCGACCUACACGGCGAGCUCCAUGGCGGGAGCUCAGGUCGUUGGAGCCUGAUUGUGUUUGGCGCAUCUGCAUGGGAUCUUAUACCAGAAGAUAAUCAUCUGCAAUCAUGUCCACGCCCAGUAUUCUUCGUGCCUCACAAAUAGAGUAAGUAAAGAAGUAAAGUCAUAGGUUCCUGGUUUGAGUAUGCUGCCCUUUAGAGGACAUAUAAAUCCCGAACCUAGCAGACGCGAACAGCAUGAUUUUUAUUACAAUGCCCUAUACAGCG